Molecule: messenger RNA, 9938 nt
Organism: Rattus norvegicus (Norway rat)
Lineage: Eukaryota; Metazoa; Chordata; Mammalia; Rodentia; Muridae
Gene: Fam161a
Product: FAM161 centrosomal protein A
Cellular component (GO): centriole; cytoskeleton; cilium
Source: RefSeq, a predicted model, not a curated record
CGCGGGCGCUCGGGCUCGGAGGCGGGGCGGUGGCUUCGCCGCACUAGGCUAUCAGACUGGCUGCUGCCAACCUCCACCUGCCCGCAAAUCCCAUCACAGGAGCAAGGGCCUCCCAGUACGAACGCGAAGACCCCUUAUAGUUCUUGGUAGCAGCGGCGUUGGCGGCGGCCGUGGAAGAGAAACAGAAGAAAAGGAUGUGGCAGAUACGGGCGUCGUUCUUCCAGGUCAGACACUUGCUGGUUUCAACGUGGAUGACGGAGGCAGGCUGUCACAGCUCUCCUGGGAAGGACAAAGAGGUGACAUUGGAGAACACUAUGAACUUCUCUGAUAUUUACCACUCUGAUGAAGAGUACUUCAGGAAACUCAAAGACCUGAGGGCUGCCCAUGCAGAGGCCAUGGUAAAAUUAGAGAAAAUGUACCAGGACAAGCUAACUAUGAAGGACAUCCAGGCAGCGCUCGUUGGGGAUGAUUCUUCUAGUUCUGCAUCGGAAAAGAGCUGCUCACAUCCUGCCUUGUCGGCGACCUCGCUUUCAGAGCCUGACCUAGACCGGUCGUCCUCCUUGUCCACAACUACUGAUGAGUUGCCCGACCUAGAGAAAAAGACUCCUGGGGAAAUCGGAACAAGGUCCUAUGCCAAGGAGCUCAUAAACAACAUGUGGAACGACUUUUCUGUUGAAGAUUAUACUCAGUAUGACUCUGACCUCCAAACAGCCAAGAAAAACAGGAAGAAACCUAAAGCCUGGACGCCCAGGAUUACAGUGCCGGUGCCCUUUGAAAUGACGGUAAGAGAGCAGAAGCGGAGAGAGAAGGCCUCGGAUGCUCAGGAAACCAGGGAGAAGAUGCUCAAGAGGAAUGAGGACGAUGCAGAGUGUAAGAAGAAAUUCCGAGCCAAUCCAGUUCCUUCCCGCCUGCUCCUUCCCCUUUAUGAGGAUCUAGUCAAGCAGAACGAGGAGCGUCGGAAGAAGACCCGGGAGAGGAGCAAAGCCGCACUCCUGGCCUCCCAGAAGCCCUUUAAGUUCAUUGCGAGGGAGGAACAGAAGCAAGCAAUCCGUGAGAAGAAGCUGAGAGAACUUUGUAGGGCUAAGAAGAAACCGAAGCAGUUUAAAGCCAGGCCUGUGCCUCGUUUUAUUUACAGACCACCUGCGAAUGUCAAGCCAAAGAGGGAAGAGCUCUAUGGGGACAGCAGGACACAGCCAAAGGCCAGAGAUGUGCUGCAGAGUUCGCCUUGGCCCAGUCACUCCACUUACAGAGCUUUCAGGGACCCCAGAAGUCCUGCAAUGCCAAGGGGUAAACACAGGCAUAGGCGCCUGAGCCCCAGUGACCAAGGCUUGGAGAAAUGGAAGGAACCCUUCUCUGAACAGAGCUUUCGGAACUGCCCGGUGCUUUGUGACCAGUGUUGUCUUUACGAAUCCUUAUGUGACUCCAAUAAAAGACAGAAAAUCUUGGCAGACAUCCGAAUGGGUGAGGAAAUUUUGAAAGAAACACGCAGGCCUAAUCCUUCUCCUAGGCAUAAAUCCCCCAGAAGAAGCGCGCACGCCAGCGCCAGGCCUUGUGAAUACAGCCCUCCGAUGCCCACCGCGUCUUCCCGAGGGCGCGAGCAAGCCAUCAGGAAAUCCCUUGAGGAAAAGAAAAUGUUGGAAGAAGAGAGAAAUCGGAUCCUAACUAAACAGAAGCAAAGAAUGAGAGACUUACAGAAACUCCUGGCAACCCGGGUUAAGGCUUACGGCUCACAGCAGAGCUUGUCUCAGCUAGUUAAAUCCAGGGUAACCGAUCUCAGAAGGAGCGAAAAGGCCAGGAUGAAAGAAUAUUGGCAAGAAUUGGAGGAGCAAGAUAAAAAAUUGCAAAAGAGGCCGAUGCUGUUUGAAAGAGUCUCCCAGAAGAAUGCAAGGUUGGCCGCAGAGAGGUGUUACUCUAACACUCUAAAAGCACUAGGACUCUCUGAGGAGUUUGUUUCACAGAAAGGCCGAAGUGGAAAAGCAUCUGAGAAUGUCACCAGGCCAGAGCUGAGAAGCUGCACAUCGGAUAAAGAAAGCUCUUAUGGAGAAAAAAGAAAGAAUGAGGAAGAAAACUAUUUGACGGAUACCAGCAGCCAGGAUUCUUACAAGGGAAACAAGGAAGAUAUUAAAGAAAGUGGAGAAGAAAAUUCUGGAGAAUGAGCCUAAAUCACAAGGUUUCUUGUCUGGCUGACCCUCCCCGUGGAUCACAGUGCCUGAACUUGUAGUACUGGGGGCGUCUAUGGGAAAGGCUCUCACACAUGCAGGGCUGCUGAACCAUGGCCGGAAGGGCUGAGUCCACACAACAGGCGAUUCACUUGCUCGAUUACAGCCUCGCACACUGCAGUGUAGAAAUCACCAUGUACGCUGUUUCCGAUUGUGAUUAUGUUUGUGUUUUCAAAGUGUCUGAGGGCUGGAGAACCACAGCUGUCACAAAUGGGUUACUUAUGGAUGAGGUGUUUAGUUUUUUGUUUUUUUGUUGUUGUUUUUUUUUCCCGGAGCUGGGGACCGAACCCAAGGCCUUGCACUUCCUAGGUAAGCGCUCUACCACUGAGCUAAAUCCCCAGCCCCCAAUGGGUUACUUAUGGAACUGUCCAUUUGUGUUUUAGAGGAAAAAAUUGGUAUUUGAAGACUUUUAAGUGCACUGUUUUUAUUUUUUUUUUCUUGGAGCCAUUUGUAAAUAAGCGAUAUACUACAGACCAAAUAGGUACUUAGAAAUUUACAGUAAUUUGGCACUGAAAAGAUUUACUGCUAAAUUACCCACACCAUGGCUACUCUUGCCUUUUUUGCCCUUAUUCUGGUGAAGUUUAAGUCCAGAGCUCACACAUACAACUUAAUGAAUUCUACCAUUUGCUGUAUCCCCAAUGCCCCCAAAUUAUUUCUGAUCGGUCAAGUAUUAAAGUGCUUUUCGCUACUUUAAGAGUGCUUGUAUUAGUGCGUGCAGAAUGGCUGCGGCCCUCAUGAGUGGUAACCUUAGUUACGAGAGAGAAGUUACUGUGCUGUACAUGCUGGGGUGGGGUCCUAACUUGCCAAAGGAAAAUCCUAAAAGAAAUUCAGAUUUCUCGAUUUAUCCUUGGGUUAUUUUUAAGUGUUUCCUUUUUGUUUGUUUGUUUUUCCUUUUUUUCUUUUUCUUUUCCUUGGCUUUUUAAGACAGAGUUUUUCUGUGUAGCCCUGGCUGUCCUGAACUUAAUUUGUAGACCAGGCUGGCCUUGAACUCAGAGAUCCGCCGGCCUCUGUCUUCCUAGUGCUGGGAUUAAAGAAGCAUGGCACUACUGCUGGGCAAUUUUACUCUUAAUUACAUGUCUGUGCGUAGGAAUGUGGAUUGUCUUUGUGUACCUCUGUGUGUAGGUGUGGAUGUGAGUUCAGGCGCCUAUGGAGGACAGAAGAGAGCAUUAGCCUCCUUGGAGCUGGUCUCCCAGGCCAGGGCUGUGAGCCAGCUGACGCUGGGUGCUGGAAACCACACUUGUGUCCUUUGCAAGAGUAAUGUGUGCUCUUACCACUGGGCAGCCCUCCACAUCCAACCAGCUUGGUAUUAUUAUACUUCAAAAAUAAUCGGGGCUGGGGAUUUAGCUCAGUGGUAGAGCGCUUACCUAGGAAGCGCAAGGCCCUGGGUUCAGUCCCCAGCUCCGAAAAAAAGAACCAAAAAAAAAAAAAAAUAAUCAAGAGAAGGACAGCUUGGUUCGUCACUAUUUUUUCCUUUUCUUACUGUAUCUCUUUUUAAAGAUUCACUUUUCUUUUAUUGUGGGUUUCUGCCUGUGUGCAUGUUUUGUCUGUGCAACAUGUACAGUGUCGUGCUCUCAGGGGAGGGCAGUGGAUUCUCCAGAACUAGAGCUACAGACAGUUGUGACCCUCCAUGGACGUGCUGGGAAUUGAACCCAGGUCCUGAGCAGCCAGGACUCUUAAUGACUUGGUCCUCUUUGUGCUCAGUGAAAACAGAAAAGAAGACCCUCAACCUCUUCACUUCCCUUACAGCUAGGCAGACAUAUUACACAAUACCACAUUAGCCAGAAAGAAGGAGGUUUUGGGAAAUCCUUCAAAGGGAAGACAGCAGCUCAUCCCUUUGGCCCUUUCUUUUUCUCCUUCCUUCCUUGAGAAAGUGAGUUUUCAUUAAGCAGCAGAAUGGUGUUCUUAAUUCAGGAGCCAUAGCCAACUCCGUGUUUUACAUAUGGUUUGAGGUAUCAUUUCUAAAUUCCCACUGUGUCUGUGAUGCUGACCGUGCACGGUGACAGCAAUUGUUCGCUCUGUGUGAAGAAUGCUUACUUUUUCAAGAAGAAACAUGUCCACUUAACCUCUGAGGCUAGAACCACGCAACAGGAUAUAUCAACAUGGAGACCAGCGCUGAGGCCUGGCUGGAAUAAUUCUGCUCACUUUGGAUUAUUAAUAAAGAGCAUGCCCUCCUCUUCUUGGGGAACUGUUUGAUUGUUAGGGUCACUGUGGGAGGGGUGUCAUUGCUACGUCCAGACGGGAAGGUUCUGAGAAGGCAGCAGGUUGAAUGUGGACAGUACCCUGCACAUGUGUGCACAACCCAACAGAGAGAACGAAACGAGUGUGGCAUAGUUCGCAACAGAGGUAAACUCAUUAUGCCGCAGGGUGGAACAAACUAUGCUGCCCAUUUGCACCCCGACAAGCCAUGUUCCGAGAACUGUGCCCAAAGCUGUGUGGCUGAGAAACAGAAGCAAUCACAGGAAGCAGGAGGGCAGGAGGGAACCUGUUAGCACUCCAGACACAACACUCAGCUCUCUCGAAAUCCCAGCACUUAAGAGGCUGGGGCAGGAGAGCUGCUGCAAGUCUAACACACCCUAGGUUACAUAUUAAAUUUCAGGCCAGUCUAGGUUAUCCUGACUAUUCCUGAUCUCAAGAAAGUUCAAGAUAAAAUGGUUCAUUAGUGAUAUCAACAUUUAAUACCAUGGGAUUCACUUUUCUUGUUAUUCUUUACGUAUCCAAACAUUCAGGACAAACUCUCUUCCACAGUUUGCUGAGAUAAAAAGUCGUAUUACUGUCAGGGCUGUGGAGAUGAACUGUGUUCUGCCUCAGUUUCCCUUUCUCACAAGGAUGCUACGGGCUAUGAUUUCCUGUUGCUGCUGGGUCUAGCUUUUCCUGUCAUUAAGCCCUCAGGUUUUUUUUUUAAUCUCAGUCCAACUGAGGAAGUGGGAUUGGCUUGAAAGGGUGGUGGAACCUACCUUACUUUCAGAGUCAUCAGGGAGUGCCGUUUUAAGGGAAGAAUUGUAGGGAGAGUUUAAAUGCACACAUGAGGAGCUGCUUGUCUCGCUCCUAUGGAAGAACCUAUUCCGUUUAUUUAUUUGUAGUGUUUACUGUACCUCAUGUUGUGUCUGGAGUCUCGUAUGCAGUCUGUGGGCAGGCGGGGAGGACACAGGCCAGGGGAGACACCACAGCAUCAUCUCAGUCAUGGCAGCAUGGAAGUCCGUCUAUAAUCUUGAGCAGAAGUGCUCUGUAUUAAAGGGUCAGAGGCAUAGCUUGGGUAGUGCACUUGCCUAGCAUACCCAAGGUCCUGGGUUUGAGCUUAUCACCAAACAAUUAAAAUAUUCCAAAGGUUUAUAUUAUCUGCACACAAAUACACACAUACACACACACACACACACACACACACACCAACCACACACCAUAUGCACAUACACAUGCAUACACAUAUACAUACACAUACACACCAGCCACACACCAUACACACAUCCACAGACACCCCACACACACACAUACACCAUACACAACACUAAACACAUAUACACACAUACACAUAUACAAAGACACAUACACACAUACAUGCACACACGCCAACCACACACCAUAUACACACACAUACUCACAUACAUGCACACAUGUAUACACACACACCAACUGUUGGACCCAAAGGACCACCACCAAAGAUCGGUUCGUCCCCAAAGACCACCGAAACCAGAUUCGAUGCAAUCAGCAAGAGGAUUUUUAUUCCAAGCGCGCUGGGGUCCACAGUCGUACGCCACGUAGUGGUAGAGGACUACGGACCCAGAGUGCAGAAUCCGGACAGCUUUUAUAGGGUUUACAACAAAGCCCGCACAUCACAAACCAAUUAUUUCAUAGCAUCAAGAGCCCACGUGGUGUGAGCCAAUCAAUAUGUACCAUUCCAUGAUUUCUAGGCCAAUCAAUUUAAAUUAUCUGAGCCCGAGCUCCGUGGAACAGUCAGUUUCCUAUAAUCUCGGAGGUCCAUAUUUGCGUAGGCUCCCGGUGUGUGUGUGUGUGUGUGUGUGUGUGUGUGUGUGUGUGUGUGUGUGUGUGACAGAUUGCAGUCAAGACAGGUCACAAGGGCUUUUCUUCUAUGGCGCAAGCAGUUUACAGAAACUAGAUAACCGGUUAGUCAGCUCAUUUCCUGUUAUCUUACUAGGCCUGGAUCUCGUACUUAAGAGCCUAUCUUACACCCUUUCACCUAGUUCCAUACAGAGAGCAGGCUCAAGAAAUGUGACCUUUUACCUACUUACUGGCAGAGAGCAGGGUCUGGAAUUUGAGGUAUUUAGGUCUUCUUAGGGGUGAGAUAGCAUUUCAGCAUUUCUAAACUUCUGACUUCUUGGCUGCAUUUUUCAUCCUUUCACAACCAUACACCAUACACACAAACACACAGACACAUGCACACCCCCCCCACACACACACAAAAUAUACACACACGCAUACAACCCCCUCCACCACGCCCCCCACGCUUUUCACCUGAGCAAGGGCUUUCUUUAUGCUUGGCAAAUGAUGCUCUCCUGAUGAGCUACAUCCCUGACCGGAACACUCACACUUUUAUUCCCUGAGUGAUUUGACAGUAAUUUGUUUAAUCAGAAUAUUUAACACAUAAAUUCUUUAUCUGUCUUCUGUGUAACCACAUUGCCAUUAUAAUGCCUAAAAAAAAAUCAACUAUGUAUCCUCUAUUCUUUUCUCGGUACUGAGGAUUGGACCCCUACCGUGACCAGCAAACUGAAUAUUGAUGAAACACUUCAGUCUCUGCGAUAUUCAAUUUACCCAGUUGUCCCAAACAAUUAUUUCACUUCCUUCCAUUUCUGUAUUCAGUUCGGGCAGCAGUCAUGCCUCGACAGUGUCUGUAUUCUGUGAUAACCUUCCGUGAGGAGGUGUCCCACCUUCCUGGGCCCCCUCAGUGUUUGACCCCUGCUGAGCCUUGCUGAUGCAUGUGGAAGUCUUUUGUUCCUAACAAAGGAACACCCUGACCUUUUUGUUUGCCCUGGGUGGUACACCUGGGCCGUAACAAUGAUAAAUCGGUUCCUGUUUUUUGUUCCUGUUUCUUUGCUCCUGAGGGCAUAAGCCUGUUUUUCUCAGGUGCUUCCUGAAUUUCUCCACCCAGUGAAUUUGGGGUAUAUAUUCUGUGAAUCUCAGAUUUGGCAUUCUCGUAACAUGAAUGACCCGGGUAUAUGUCUUUUUGUUAAACCUCGCAGGCCUACGCCCGGUUCUCGAUACAGGGGUGGUGGGGGAACCCACCGAGAUGGCUGAUAACUACAUUUGAUCACUUAAGGUGUUCCUGUCACAUACUGUGCUGUAAAGUCCUUGUUAUCCCUUUAAGAUAACUGUGGGGCAGGGUGUGAGUAUGUGAGCAGUGCUUUAAUAUUAUAAAUAAAUAUCUGCUUCCAACAGAUUCCUCACCCAGUAGUUUUUAUAUCCCUGGAUACUCAUCCCUGACUGUGUUUUGAUACUGGGGCUUAUCCAAUGGCCAUUUUCUUAAUUGUUUAUCCUUCUGUGUUAGACAGCAGUCCCUCAAGGGCUCCCUGCUGCUUUUAGGUGAUGUAUCAUUACGACUGAUGAGUUCAUUUUACUUACUUUUUUUUUUUUUUGGUGUGUUAUAAUUAUUACCACUACUAAAUUUUUAGAAUUAUGCUCAAAUUAUCCUAAUUUGGCCAGCAUGAUGGCCCCACCAGUUGGCACACUUCCUUACCUUCAGGCACAAUGGUAGUUUCAAGGAUCGAUUUAUAUUUCUCUGUCCAGAUCUGGAAUCAUUCAUUUCUUAAAGAAGUCCAAAAGCCUUUAAUGGAGAAUGGUGUUCUCCAUAGUGUAAUGAGAACCUCAUUACACUGCUCUGCUGGGGGUUCUGCUGUGCCUGGCUUACAAGUACUGUGGCCAACAGACCCACUAAGAUCAAGUAAAGCAGACUUUUGAGACGUCAGUGUAAAUCCUAUCAAACGUGUUCAAUAUCUUUUAUAUUUAAAAACAUUGACACUUGUAUGCUUAAAAAAAAAAAAACAGCCAGGUGUUGGUGACACAUGCCUUUAAUCCUGGCACCCUAGGAGGCUGAGGCAGGAGGAUCUUUGAGUUUGAUGGCAGCCUAGUCUACAGAGCGAGUUCCAGGACAGUCAGGGCUACACAGAGAAACUCUGUCUCCAAAGACAAACCAACGAAAGAAAGAAAGAAAGAAAGAAAGAAAGAAAGAAAGAAAGAAAGAAAGAAAGAAAGAAAGGAAGGAAGGAAGGAAGGAAGAAAGAAAGAAAACAACCACUGGAUAAAUAAGUAAACAAGUGAACAAACAAAUAAUAAAAUAAAACAAAAAAAGUAAUAUUAUAAGAUGUGUGAAAAUCCAUACUUAUAAAACCAACAGGUCUACACCCUGUUUCACAUGUACCAGUUGAAACCUACCUCACUCUCCGGCUUGUUACCUCCUUUCAGGCAGACUGUUCUCUUUUGGCUUCCAGGCUCUGGACCCUUGAAUUCCCUGCCUUAAAGACUUCCUUUCUACCUCAGCUGGAUAGUCCUCAAGUCAAUUAAAAAAUGUUUAUGUGUAGGGAUCAAACUCUGUGGAAGCAUCACCUGUCAAUAAAAAGCCUGUGGCCUAUAAGAAAGGGUAGAUUAGAAGGCGGGACAUCCGGCUGAAAGAUAGGAACUCUAGGAAAGAGUUAGGCAUGGGAAAAUCCCGCCCCCCUCGGGACUCUGGUAAAGUCGAACAUAUGAAACCGAGGAGAGGUAACUAGCCACGUGGCAGACAUAGACUAGUGUAAACAGGUUAAUAUCAGUUACGAGCUAGUUGGGGAACAGAUUUUGGCCUAGGCAUUUACUCAUAAAUAAUAAACCUUGGAGUUGUUAUUCGGGAACUGGAGUGCACGUGGUAAAGCCCAAGGCUACAUUUACCUGUAUGCGUGCAUGUCUCUGUGCCUGUGUAUGUACGAGCAUGUGCCCACGGCGCCCAGAAGAGCUGAAGUUCUGGGGGUGAUGAGCCAUCCUACAUGGUGCUGUGAACCGAGCACUGCUUCUCCGGAAGAGCAUCUAGUGCGCUUGACCACAGAGUCCUUAUUUGUGAGGAAAUCUCCAUGGAAACAGGCCUCCCGUGCUGUGGAAGAAAGGAUUGGUUUGAAUUUGAGCUGCGUUUUGUCAUCUCCGUGGGGCUACUAGUGCUGAAUAUCUGAGUUCAGGGAGGCGGUGAUCCAAUACCACCUAGAAAUAAAAUACAGGCUUUUCUGCCACCGCCAUGCCAUCCAGACUGAGGAAGACUCGGAAACUCCGGGGUCACGUGAACCAUGGCCACGUCGCAUCGGUAAGCACCGCAAGCACCCAGGAGGCGGUGGAGAUGCUGGAGGCAAGCAUCACCACAGGAAUAAACUUGGACCAAUACCAUCCAGGUCACUUCGGGAAAGUUAGUAUGAGGCAUUACUACUUGAAGAGGAACCAGAGCUUCUGCCCAACUGUCAACCUGGAUAAAUCAUGGGCGUUGGUCAGCGAGCAGACACGGGUCAAUGCAGCAAAAAACAAGACUGGAGGUGCUCCCAUCAUUGAUGUGUGAUCAGGCUACCACAGCAUUCUGGGGAAGAGGAAAAUCCCUAAGCAACCUGUCAUAGUGAAGGCCAAGGUCUUAAGCAGAAGAGCUGAAGAGAAGUUAAAGGGUGUUGGAGGUGCCCGUGUUCUGGUGGCUUAAAGCCACUUCAGAGGUUAAUUAAAUGCUAACAUUUUCAAAUAAAUAAAAGAUAAAAUACAGAAAAAAAA